This is a messenger RNA of Cyprinodon variegatus (sheepshead minnow), 664 nucleotides long. It is a transcript of the gene lsm8, whose product is annotated as LSM8 homolog, U6 small nuclear RNA associated. NCBI's taxonomy places the organism in Eukaryota, Metazoa, Chordata, Actinopteri, Cyprinodontiformes, Cyprinodontidae. The record is from RefSeq and is a predicted model, not a curated record. The transcript has 4 exons. Gene Ontology annotation, cellular component: U4/U6 x U5 tri-snRNP complex; U6 snRNP; precatalytic spliceosome. Gene Ontology annotation, biological process: mRNA splicing, via spliceosome. Gene Ontology annotation, molecular function: RNA binding. The coding region runs from base 141 to 431 and encodes 96 amino acids.
UUAAUCUGGACUUCUCACCUGUUUGUUGCUGUUGAUUCUCGCGGCUGAGUUUGAACGACGAAUUUGAAAAACAAGGAUUUUUUUUCUUUCUUUUACCAAUUUAUCUAGUGGGAAGAGAAACAAGGAGCUCCGGGCUAAAGAUGUCCACCGCUUUGGAGAGCUACAUCAACCGCACCGUGGCCAUCGUCACGUCAGACGGCAGGAUGAUAGUGGGCACCUUGAAGGGCUUCGAUCAGACCAUCAACCUGAUCCUGGAUGAGAGUCAUGAGCGCGUGUUCAGCUCCACUCAGGGGGUGGAGCAGGUGGUGCUGGGGCUCUACAUCGUCAGAGGAGACAAUGUUGCCGUAAUCGGAGAGAUCGACGAGGAGACGGACUCCACGCUGGAUCUGGGAAACAUCAGAGCCGAGCCGCUCAACUCUGUCGUCCACUGACCUUUUAGCACAUGUUCUGCUGUGGCCACCGUUGCCACAGCAACCAACAAUGGCAGGACUCCGUUGUGUUGGUUUGUUAUGUUUCUGUGCGAUCAGAGGGGAAAGUCUGACCUUUUUUCAGCAGAGUCACCGUCUUCAUCUGAUGUUUGUGGGUUUUUUAUAUAUAAAUGAUUUGUUAGAUGUUGGAUUUGCUUUCCUGCAGUUCAGCAGGAGAAAUUUUGAAUAAACUUUCA